AAUAAAAAAAAAAGGACUUGAACAACUGUGCUUGUCCAAUAUUGAUGGAGAAGACAAGGCACUAUCGAAAAUCUGUGAUACCCUUGUGGAUAAUUUUGACUUGGACAACUUGUACUACACGAAAUCAGAUCUUCAAGGAUUGUUGUCGCCCCGCUCCUUGUUCGCUACGUGUCCCCUAAAUAACGACUACAAUACAACAGUCCAGAAUAAAGAGGACAUUGUUAACAUGGCAGAUGCUUAUCUCUCACUGACCGAGAAGCAACGAAUGGAAAUCAGUACACAUGUUUAUGAUAUUCUAGCGAAAUGCUCAUACGAAAGCAUAUACUGUAGUCACAAAAAUUUCACAACGUUUUGGAGUUUUCUUUACGGCAACUGUUUUACUUUUAACACUAAACGGGGAAACAAAAGUCAUGAUAUGAUAAUUCGAACAACAGGGACAUUCUCUGGUAUAAAUCUCUGGUUUGGUAUUCAAGUUUUUGAAACGAAUGAAUUGGCUGAGAAUGGUUUAAAACUGAAGCUUAUAAUACAUUCCCCGUACAUUAUGCCGGAUAUGGAGAACGAUGGUAUAGACAUCAAGCCAGAAUCAUCGCUCUCUAUCGGCAUUGAUCAGAUAGAUUAUCAUCGCUUACAGGAGCCAUACAGUGAAGGAUGCUACAGGGAUGACAAGAACGUACCAGGUUCUUACAGCAGACAGCAAUGUUUCCAGAAAUGUGCACAACUUUUAAGUAAUGAAACAUGUGGAUGCGGGGAUCCAACAAUUAAUUUACCUGAUGGAGUGCCACCCUGCUCCAUUAAGGACGCUGCUGAUGUGUGCUGCCUGGACGAAGUCAAGGAAAACCUUGUUCUCUGGUGUGAAGACCUGACGAUUGUCCCAUUCCUUGUGUUGAUUACACCUACUCGUUGACGGUAUCUAGAAGUUUAACCGACUAUUUAGUACAGGUAAUAAAAAUCACAGAAACGAU
Molecule: messenger RNA, 962 nt
Organism: Limulus polyphemus (Atlantic horseshoe crab)
Lineage: Eukaryota; Metazoa; Arthropoda; Merostomata; Xiphosura; Limulidae
Product: amiloride-sensitive sodium channel subunit gamma-like
Exons: 8
Biological process (GO): sodium ion transmembrane transport
Cellular component (GO): membrane
Molecular function (GO): ligand-gated sodium channel activity
Source: RefSeq, a predicted model, not a curated record